Messenger RNA from Lathyrus oleraceus (garden pea), 564 nucleotides. RefSeq names its product agamous-like MADS-box protein AGL29. Lineage: Eukaryota; Viridiplantae; Streptophyta; Magnoliopsida; Fabales; Fabaceae. Gene Ontology annotation, molecular function: DNA binding; protein dimerization activity. The record is from RefSeq and is a predicted model, not a curated record. Bases 1 to 564 code for a protein of 187 amino acids. The transcript is spliced from 2 exons.
AUGACUACCACCAAUGAAAGAGAUAGCUACAACGUUAAACCUCCAGUCUUCGAUGGAGAGAAAUUUGAUUAUUGGAAGGACAGAAUUGAAAGCUUUUUCCUAGGUUAUGACGCUGACUUACGGAACAUUGUUACAAAUGGUUAUGAACCACCUGUAUCUGCUUCCGGGAAAGCGUGUGAGUUAUCAGUUCUUUGUGGUGCUAAAGUGUGUGUGUUUGGAUUUACCCCUACUGGUAACCCAUUUGCUUUUGGUUCUCCAUCUUUCCAUGCUGUAAUUGAUGAGUACCUUGACGAAGGUCAAGAUCUGGAAGGCGAAUUAUCAAGCCAAAAUGUAGAACCUUCUGAAAAUGGGGAAAUCAAAAAGCUCUACACACAACUGAGGUGUGUAACCAAAGAGAUGAAGGUUGAGAAAAAGAAGAUGGAAAAAAUUGACAAAGGUAAUGUUUCCAUUAUCCCUGAUGAUCUUGGUUUUGAGGAACUUCUUAAAGUGAAGGCUUCGUUGAAAAAGCUUCAGGAUGAAAUUAAGGUGGCAUCAUCUUUGCUCCUCCUUGCAAAGAAACCUUAA